Orycteropus afer afer is the source of this 1724-nucleotide messenger RNA. It is a transcript of the gene DPAGT1, whose product is annotated as dolichyl-phosphate N-acetylglucosaminephosphotransferase 1. Gene Ontology annotation, molecular function: UDP-N-acetylglucosamine-dolichyl-phosphate N-acetylglucosaminephosphotransferase activity. Gene Ontology annotation, cellular component: membrane. Lineage: Eukaryota; Metazoa; Chordata; Mammalia; Tubulidentata; Orycteropodidae. The record is from RefSeq and is a predicted model, not a curated record. Gene Ontology annotation, biological process: protein N-linked glycosylation; dolichol-linked oligosaccharide biosynthetic process.
UAGUCAGAUGAAGCAAGGAAGACCCAAGGUUACUUUAUAGAGAGGCUCGCGGGAGUCCCGCGGACAGCUCAAUUCAGAGUCGUAGGGUUUUGCUCAGGCUGCUGUGGAAAGAUCCGGUCUGUGGGAAGAGGUCACUCCUUACUGCUGGAGCCUCGGGCUUGUGUCCUGCUUGCCUAUUAGCUGAGGAGGCGGCGGCGGAGGGCCCUGGAGCAUCACCAUGUGGGCCUUCCCGGAGUUGCCGCUGCCGCUGCUGGUGAACUUAAUCGGCUCGCUGCUGGGAUUCGUGGCCACGCUCACCCUCAUUCCAGCCUUCCGUGGCCACUUCAUCGCCGCUCGCCUCUCUGGCCUGGACCUCAACAAAGCCAGCCGGCAGCAGAUCCCAGAAUCUCAGGGAGUCAUCAGCGGUGCUGUUUUCCUUAUCAUCCUCUUCUGCUUCAUCCCUUUCCCUUUCCUGAAUUGCUUUGUGGAGGAGCAGUGUAAGACCUUUCCCCACCAUGAAUUUGUGGCCCUGAUAGGUGCCCUCCUUGCCAUCUGCUGCAUGAUCUUCCUGGGCUUUGCGGAUGAUGUACUGAAUCUACGCUGGCGCCAUAAGCUGCUGUUGCCUACAGCUGCCUCACUUCCACUCCUCAUGGUCUAUUUCACCAACUUUGGCAACACCACCAUUGUGGUACCCAAGCCCUUCCGUCCAGUUCUUGGACUGCACCUGGACUUGGGGAUCUUGUACUAUGUCUACAUGGGGCUGCUGGCAGUGUUCUGUACCAAUGCCAUCAAUAUCCUAGCAGGAAUUAAUGGGCUAGAGGCUGGCCAGUCACUAGUCAUAUCUGCGUCUAUCAUUGUCUUCAACCUGGUGGAGCUGGAUGGUGAAUAUCGGGAUGAUCAUGUCUUUUCCCUCUACUUCAUGAUACCCUUUUUUUUCACCACCCUGGGACUGCUCUACCAUAAUUGGUAUCCAUCACGGGUGUUUGUGGGCGAUACCUUCUGUUACUUUGCUGGCAUGACCUUUGCUGUGGUAGGCAUCUUGGGACACUUCAGCAAGACCAUGCUACUCUUCUUCAUGCCCCAGGUGUUCAACUUCCUCUACUCACUGCCUCAGCUCCUGCAUAUCAUUCCCUGCCCUCGCCACCGUAUUCCAAGACUCAAUACCAAGACAGGCAAAUUGGAGAUGAGCUAUUCCAAGUUCAAGACCAACAGCCUCUCUGUUUUGGGCACCUUUAUUCUAAAGGUGGCAGAGAGCCUCCGGCUAGUGACAGUGCACCAGAGUGAGAGUGAAGACGGUCCCUUCACCGAGUGUAACAACAUGACUCUUAUCAAUUUGCUGCUCAAAGUCUUUGGGCCCAUACAUGAGAGAAAUCUCACGUUGCUUCUGUUGCUACUACAGAUUCUGGGCAGUGUCGUCACCUUUUCCAUUCGGUAUCAGCUUGUCCGACUCUUCUAUGAUGUCUGAGUCCCCUGAUGCUGGCCCUGUACCUGCAGUCUCCAGGGCUUCUGACUCAGGAUGAGCUCUUUCUGGACCAAGGCUGCCUCCUAGCCCCAGGCCUCUUACACCUUUCAUUCUCCUCCAUAUUUGUUCUCAGCAUUUUCCUUCCCCUGUGACCAUUGACAUGUUGGGCCAUUCUUGCCCUUUAAUGACUACUGACUGAUAUUUGCCUAUGGCUUUCUUCAGCUUGUCACUCUCCUCCUUCCUGUUUUUGCAGCCUUUUGAGGUGGGAUAUGGCAGCUUUUAU